Trichomonas vaginalis G3 is the source of this 1092-nucleotide messenger RNA. Its product is annotated as ankyrin repeat protein family. Gene Ontology annotation, cellular component: cytoplasm; nucleus. Lineage: Eukaryota; Parabasalia; Trichomonadida; Trichomonadidae. The transcript has a single exon. The record is from RefSeq and is a predicted model, not a curated record. Bases 1 to 1092 code for a protein of 363 amino acids. Gene Ontology annotation, molecular function: protein binding.
AUGAACAUAACAAAAAAAAUUGAUUUAGAAUUGUGCUCUCAAUACAAUAAUCUUCAAUCAUUUUUAGUUUAUUUGGAUCAAACAAAUGACAUCAACACAUGUUUUGCUUGUUCUCCGAAUUUCCAUCUUUCAUCACUUUUAGAAUAUUUUAUUUCAAAUGGUGCAGAUAUCAAUGCUAAAAACGAAUAUGGAUGUACCCCUCUUCAUUAUGCAGCCAGUAAUAAUAGUAAAGAAACUGCAGAAAUUCUUAUUUCAAAUGGUGCAGAUAUCAAUGCUAAAGACAAAGAUGGAUGUACCCCUCUUCAUUAUGCAGCCAGUAAUAAUAGGAAGGAAACUGCAGAAAUUCUUAUUUCAAAUGGUGCAGAUAUCGAUGCUAAAGACAAAGAUGGAUGUACCCCUCUUCAUUAUGCAGCCAGUAAUAAUAGGAAGGAAACUGCAGAAAUUCUUAUUUCAAAUGGUGCAGAUGUCGAUGCUAAAGACAAAGAUGGAUGUAUCCCUCUUCAUUAUGCAGCCAGUAAUAAUAGGAAGGAAACUGCAGAAAUUCUUAUUUCAAAUGGUGCAGAUAUCAAUGCUAAAGACAAAGAUGGAUGUAUCCCUCUUCAUUAUGCAGCCAGUAAUAAUAGGAAGGAAACUGCAGAAAUUCUUAUUUCAAAUGGUGCAGAUGUCGAUGCUAAAGACAAAGAUGGAUGUACCCCUCUUCAUUAUGCAGCCAGUAAUAAUAGGAAGGAAACUGCAGAAAUUCUUAUUUCAAAUGGUGCAGAUAUCAAUGCUAAAAACGAAUAUGGAUGUACCCCUCUUCAUUAUGCAGCCAGUAAUAAUAGUAAAGAAACUGCAGAAAUUCUUAUUUCAAAUGGUGCAGAUAUCAAUGCUAAAAACGAAUAUGGAUGUACCCCUCUUCAUUAUGCAGCCAGUAAUAAUAGUAAAGAAACUGCAGAAAUUCUUAUUUCAAAUGGUGCAGAUGUCGAUACUAAAGACAAAGAUGGAUGUAUCCCUCUUCAUUAUGCAGCCAGUAAUAAUAGUAAAGAAACUGCAGAAAUUCUUAUUUCAAAUGGUGCAGAUAUCAAUGCUAAAGACAGAGAUGGACGUACAUGA